AUUGUGGAGACUGUCCACCGCGGCGGUAUCAAUAAAGUUGUGCUUACAAAAUUAACGACUUGGUGUCAUGGCGGCGCCUGUGGCAGACAGUCAGAACUGGUUUCCAGUGUUAGCACUGGGAGUUUCUCUCCUUAAAUGUCUAUUCAUCAAUGCCUAUCGUUCCACAGACUUUGAGGUGCACAGGAACUGGUUGGCCAUCACACACAGUCUGCCGGUGUCCAGGUGGUACUAUGAGAACACAUCCGAGUGGACCCUGGACUACCCUCCGCUGUUCGCCUGGUUCGAGUUUGGUCUUUCCCAUGUGGCUCAGCACUUUGACAGAAGCAUGCUGGUGGUGGAGAACCUGAACUAUGCCAGCCCGUCCACUGUGCUCUUCCAGAGGCUGUCAGUGAUUUUCACAGAUGUGGUUUUUAUCUACGCUACCAGAGAGUGCUGCAGGUGUGUUCAGGAGCAGAAACGCUCUCGGGACAAUCUGCACCGGCCGUCCUUCAUCCUGGCUGUUCUGCUGCUCUGGAACUUUGGCCUCCUCAUUGUCGACCACAUUCACUUCCAGUACAACGGCUUCCUGUUUGGUUUCCUGCUGCUGUCGGUUGCAAAACACCUGCAGUCUCAGCACCUGAAGGGGGCACUGCUUUUCUCCAUCCUGCUCAACCUGAAGCACAUCUACCUGUACGUGGCUCCGGCCUACGGCAUCUACCUGCUGAGGAGUCACUGCUUCGCUCAGAAUAACAAAGAUGGUUCUGUCAGGUGGAGGAGCUUCAGUCCACUCCGUCUGCUGGCUCUGGGCAGCAUCGUGGCCUCUGUCUUCGCUCUGUCCUUCGGCCCGUUCAUUGCAAUGGGUCAGCUCCCUCAGGUCUUGUCCCGACUCUUCCCCUUUAAGCGGGGCCUCUGCCAUGCCUACUGGGCCCCCAACAUUUGGGCCCUGUACAACCUGCUGGACAAAGGCCUGGUCAUGCUUGGUGUCCGUCUGAGGCUGCUGGAGGAGGCAGGACUUCAUCGAGCCACCAUGACAGGCGGGUUAGUUCAGGAGAUGCAGCACUCGGUCCUCCCUUCCAUUUCCCCCACUGUCACACUCGUCUGCACUCUGCUCUCCAUCCUGCCAGCCAUGACGUCCAUCUGGCGGUGCCCUCGUGGUGCUCGGGGUUUCCUGCGCUGCCUGCUGCUCUGCGCUCUGGGCUCCUUCGUGUUUGGCUGGCACGUCCAUGAGAAGGCCAUCCUCAUUGCCAUCCUGCCUCUCAGCAUCCUGGCGGUGGAGAGUAGAGAGGAUGCUGGGAUCUUCCUGGUUCUGGCCACCACAGGUCACUAUUCCCUGUUCCCGCUGCUCUUCACCUGUGCAGAGUUGCCCAUCAAAGUCACUCUGAUGCUGAUUUUUACCAUCUACUCCUUCACUGCUCUGAGGAAACUCCACAGUGCCCAGGGGCCUCUGCUCCAUCCUCUGGAGGUCGUCUACCUGUUAGGGCUGGUUGCUGUGGCAAUCGCAUGUGAGGUCGUCUUCCCUCUGUCACCGUGGCAACAGCAACUGCCCUUCCUCCCCCUGCUGGCGACCUCAGUGUACUGCUCCGUGGGUGUCUGCUACUCCUUCCUGCGUCUGUACGUCAGUCUGCUGAGGCAGCGGGAGAAACCCAAACAGCCAUGAGAUGCCAUCCUGUACCUCAGAGGUCACAGGUUAGAUCCCCAACACACCUGCACUGUGAGCCCCUGAGCAGACACCCAGACAGCAGCUGCUCACUGUGCACAUCAGUCAAGACAAAAGAACUCUUCAUCCUUUAUUAAACUCAUCAAAAGCACUAGA
Messenger RNA from Monopterus albus (swamp eel), 1792 nucleotides. It is a transcript of the gene alg8, whose product is annotated as ALG8 alpha-1,3-glucosyltransferase. Lineage: Eukaryota; Metazoa; Chordata; Actinopteri; Synbranchiformes; Synbranchidae. Bases 68 to 1636 code for a protein of 522 amino acids. The record is from RefSeq and is a predicted model, not a curated record. Gene Ontology annotation, biological process: protein N-linked glycosylation; dolichol-linked oligosaccharide biosynthetic process. Gene Ontology annotation, molecular function: dolichyl pyrophosphate Glc1Man9GlcNAc2 alpha-1,3-glucosyltransferase activity. Gene Ontology annotation, cellular component: endoplasmic reticulum membrane. The transcript is spliced from 13 exons.